Messenger RNA from Impatiens glandulifera, 558 nucleotides. RefSeq names its product protein LATE FLOWERING-like. The transcript has a single exon. Gene Ontology annotation, molecular function: DNA-binding transcription factor activity. NCBI's taxonomy places the organism in Eukaryota, Viridiplantae, Streptophyta, Magnoliopsida, Ericales, Balsaminaceae. The coding region runs from base 1 to 558 and encodes 185 amino acids. The record is from RefSeq and is a predicted model, not a curated record.
AUGGAGCAAGAAGAUAUAGAAGGAGCAUCUUCAUCGUCAUCAUCACCACCAUCACUACCAAAACAUCCAUCGAAAAAGAUUUCCGAAGAUAAAUCCUUCCCAUGUUUGUUCUGUUCUAGAAAGUUCCAUAGCUCACAAGCUUUAGGUGGCCAUCAGAAUGCCCACAAGAAAGAGAGGAGUGCUGCUAGGAAAGCUAAGAGGGUUUCUGAUCAGUAUGCAAUGACCACUUGCUACUCUCAUUUCCCACCCCCUCUGGUUUUCGCUCCAAGCAACCAUCAUCAUCAUAUUGGCACCUUCUUCAGCCCUUCACUUUACAACCUCCCUGAUCAGCAUUUCGCAGAAGGGUUUGUUCCAAAUAAUCUUGUCCUCUACAAGGGAGGUCAUUUGGGUAGUUUCCGUGGCCAUCAUGAUGAUCAUAUGCAGAGCUUUGGCGACUGGCGGAUGCAGAAAGCUUCUCAACUUAGCAACGGGAAGAAUCAUGGAAUGGAAGCUGGAAGUGAUCAUGGUAAUUUGCAGAAGGGUGGUUACCAAAAUCUUGAUCUUUCUCUCCACUUAUAA